Exserohilum turcica Et28A is the source of this 1446-nucleotide messenger RNA. RefSeq lists its product as uncharacterized. The record is from RefSeq and is a predicted model, not a curated record. Bases 1 to 1446 code for a protein of 481 amino acids. NCBI's taxonomy places the organism in Eukaryota, Fungi, Ascomycota, Dothideomycetes, Pleosporales, Pleosporaceae. Gene Ontology annotation, molecular function: transmembrane transporter activity. The transcript is spliced from 7 exons. Gene Ontology annotation, cellular component: membrane. Gene Ontology annotation, biological process: transmembrane transport.
AUGUCGACCGAUAGUUCAACCGCGGGCAUUGAGCACGCAUCCAUGUCUAGACAGGUAAACAGAAAGAUGGACAUUGCUCUCCUACCAUUUCUGUCACUACUCUAUCUCCUGAACGGACUAGAUCGAUCCAAUGUCGGCAAUGCGGAGACUCAAGGCUUUACGAGGGACAUCGGCGCGACUCCGGACGAUCUCAACCUCGCUGUCUCGCUAUUCUUUGUCACCUUUGUACUGCUGCAGCCGCCCUCAGCUGCAGUUGGGAGAUGGCUCGGGGCAAAGCAUUGGAUCACCAUCAUCAUGAUUGGAUGGGGAGUCUUCACUAUAGCACAUGCGUUUAUUCAUGGUCGGAGCGCACUGAUUGCGGUUCGGCUGAUGAUUGGUGCCUUUGAAGCAGGCUUCUAUCCUACAGCUGUCGCCUACCUUUCCAUCUUCUACUGUCGCUACGACCUAGCCGUCCGGAUUGGUCUGUUCUAUGGCCAAUACGCAGUGGCUGGUGCUUUCUCGGGCUCGAUUGCGUUUGGCAUCUUCCACCUCAAUGGCACAUCACUGCACAACUGGCAGUAUCUCUUCAUCAUUGAGGGGAGCAUAACUGUAUUCAUCGCAUUCAUUGCGUGGUUUUGGCUGCCCAAGGGACCGGCAUCAGCAUGGUUCCUUACGUCUGACGAGCAGGUAUUUGCUACUCAACGUAUCAUGCAAGACAAUGCGUUAUUUGUCACCCAUGAGCACGGCCGUGACGGCAUACCGAAGAAGCGGCUUACCAAGAGGGACAUUGUGGAAACAGCAAAGGACUGGAAGCUCUGGUUCUUAUUGAUGUUCAAUAUCUGUGCCAGUGUGCCCAGCCAAGCCUUCUCAGUCUUUCUGCCUAUUGUCCUCCAGGGGCUGGGAUACUCGUCAAUACAUGCAAACCUCAUGUCUGUACCCCCUUUCGUGUGUGGUGCUAUAGGUCUCUAUCUUUUCGCCCUUAGUUCUGACCACCGAAAGGAGCGAGGUUAUCACAUCAUCCUGGGCAUAUGCAUCGCCGUUGUUGGCCUUAGUGUCACUGCCGCCACACAUUCUCACACUGCAAAAUACAUAGGUUUAUGCAUUCUCCUCUUCGGCAGCUAUAUCUCGGCUCCGCUUACGGUAGCCUGGCUGAGCGGAAAUAAUCCUGAGCCGGGCAAACGCUCCCUCGUCCUCGGCGUCAACGGUUUCGGCAACCUCGCCGGCGUAAUUGGCGGUCAGCUCUACAAGAAGAAGUACUCGCCUGGAUAUCUGACACCGUUUUACGCUACCCUGGGUUUCGUCGUGGCGGCCCUUGCAGGCUAUACCGCUUACCGAUACAUACUUAAGACGAUCAAUGCGAAAAGGCUGAGGAUAGUAAACCAGAUGAGCGCAGAGGAGGUUGAAGCAGAGCGUCUGGAGGAAACCAGAUAUGCGGAUGCAAAGUUGACGUUUUUGUACGGACUGUAG